Messenger RNA from Ipomoea triloba (trilobed morning glory), 1024 nucleotides. RefSeq names its product protein Abitram. The record is from RefSeq and is a predicted model, not a curated record. Lineage: Eukaryota; Viridiplantae; Streptophyta; Magnoliopsida; Solanales; Convolvulaceae. The transcript is spliced from 6 exons. Bases 45 to 731 code for a protein of 228 amino acids. Gene Ontology annotation, cellular component: nucleus.
AGCCGUUUUCCUGUCCUCCGUUCUCCGGCAACCGCAGCACUGCAAUGGCGGAGCUAAAUGCCGUAGAUGCGAAUAGUAUCGAAAACCCCGACCAAGAAAGCGUCAAUCAAACGCUGAGAUUCUGUUCUUCUUCCGCUCUGGACACCGCCGGAAUCUCCAGAGCUGAAAACAACGAAGAAGAAGAAGAAUUAAGGAGACUUCUGGUUCCGAGGAUUGAGGACCUUCCUUCUGUGCCUCCAUCCGCCGUUGAAUCCAAUUUCGUCACCUACUAUGCUCCUGAUUUUAUGAAGCCAGGAAACGAUCAAUAUGUCCGUCGUCAUGCCAAUGGAUUGUGCGUAAUUGGGAUAGCUUCAAGUCAUGUUGCCUUUAAGGAUGAAGGUGGAAUUACGGCGGUGGAUUUUAAUGUGGGGAAGUCUGAUCGUAGUGGGAUUAAAGUCACCGGAAAACGGAAGAAGAAUGCACAGCAUUUUGAGUCCAAUACAGCGCUCUGUAAAGUGUGUACAAAGGAUAAUUCAUAUAUAGUGAGAUGCUGUGUGAAAGGCUCUCUAUUGGAAGUCAACGAAAGAUUGAUUGAACGCCCAGAAUUGCUGAUAUCAUCCGCAGAACGGGAGGGAUAUAUCGCGAUCAUAAUGCCCAAGCCGGCCGACUGGCUCAAGAUCAAAGCUUCCUUGCUGGGAAAAGAAGAUUACUGUAAGUUGAGAACAGCUUGCAUUGCUGACCCCCUGCAAUAGACACUUUAUAGUUUCUAUAUAGAGUAAUGUGGAGUAGAUUUGUUGGAAGGGUUAACUUUCUAAGUUAAAAUUGAAGCGUUUUCUACAGUAAACUAAUCUCAUUGAUGUUUAGAUACGGAGUAUUUGUUUUGGGAUUUUUUUUUAGUCAAUUGAAUAGUUUUAGUUUGUAGGCUUUUAUAACUGAAAAAGGAUUAGAUAUUCCGAGGAUACCAUGUUAUUACGUUAUGUACUCUUCAUAAUUUGGCGUUUGUUUUUCUAUUUGAAGGAUUAGAUAUUCCGAGGAUACCAUGUUA